CGCGCGCGGAGGCGUUUGAAUGGCUGUGAGUGGGGCCCGGCUGGGGCACCGAGGGACGCUCCGAGCUGCCGGGCGCGGUUCGUCAGCACGGUGGCUGGGCUGAGGCGCUGCGGUACCAUGAGGCGCCGGCACUUAAGAGAUUAUGGCAUCUGACACCCACCAUGUUAAAAAACGGAACUUCUUUAAUAGUAUUGAGGAUCAUCCUAUUGAUCUUCCUAGAAAGAGGAUCUCUAAUUUCACUAGUAAGAACAUGAAGGAGGUUAAGAAAUCUCCAAAACAGUUGGCUGCUUACAUAAGUAGAACAGUUGGACAAGCUGUGAAAAAUCCAGAUAAACUGCGGAAGGUGCUCUAUCACAGAAAGUUAGUUCAUCAUCCCUUUCCAAAUCCUUGUUAUAGAGCUAAGCAGUCCCCUGAAAGCGGGGGCUGUGACAUGGCAAAUAAAGAAAAUGAACUGGCUUGCGCAGGCCAUCUGCCCGAAAAUUUACGCCAUGAUAGUCGAACAUUUGUAGUUAACACCAGUGAUCCUGGUUCUUCACAGACAGAAAGCCCGUCAUCAAAGUAUAGUGGCUUCUUUUCUGAGGUGUCUCAGGACCACGAGACAAUGGCCCAGGUUCUGUUCAGCAGGAAUUUGAGAUUGAAUGUAGCUUUGACUUUCUGGAGAAAGAGAAGUAUAAGUGAACUUGUAGCUUAUUUAGUGAGGAUAGAAGACCUUGGAGUUGUGGUAGAUUGCCUUCCUGUUCUAACCAAUAGUUUACAGGAAGAAAAGCAAUAUAUCUCACUUGGCUGCUGUGUAGACUUACUGCCUCUAGUAAAGUCUUUACUUCAAAGCAAAUUUGAAGAAUAUGUAAUAGUUGGCUUAAACUGGCUUCAAGCAGUAAUAAAAAGGUGGUGGUCGGAACUCUCAUCUAAAUCAGAAAUUACAAGUGAUGGAAAUAUUAAAAUUUUAAAGCAACAAUUGAAUGGAUUAUGGGAACAGGAAAGCCAUCUUACUUUGGUUCCAGGAUAUACUGGUAAUAUAGCUAAGGAUGUAGAUGCUUAUUUAUUACAGUUGCAUUGAGAAAUUUCAUCUUCUAAAGAGUGUUUGGCUGUUCAAACAGCGCUGGAUUAUAUGAUUUCCAAAAGUAGGUCUCUUCUGAGAACUAUGAACUGUGGAAGAAAUAAAAACAUUUUUUUCUUUUAAAAAGCCACAUAAUAAAGCCACUAAUGAAAUCCUAACAAUGUACUUCACAUUGAAGUGGAAAUAUCCGGAAGGAGCAACUUCAACUUCAAUGAGGUGAAAGUGCACUAUGAAGACUGUUCGCCCUGCUGCACACAGAACCAUUAUGGCCGUUUCGUAGGGGGUUCAAGAACUUCUGGGUCUCAACUCAUUCCUGCAUAAGAAUAUCAUUUAUAGUAUUCAAAACAAGUCAGGACUUUUACCAGGAACUACAAAGACCAAUCGUUAAUUUUUGUUGUGUUUUAUGAAGAAACACUUAAAUGUGUGCAGCUAUUUCUUCUGUUGAAAGACUUCAAAAGUUUAAAACAUUAUAAUAAGUAAUAUUAAAAUUUUUUGUCCACACUGAUACCGUGUACAAAUGCCUUAAUUAUUGAUAAGCCAAUGUGUUAUAAUACCAAUAUCUCUUUUUAAAAAAUUAAAAACAACCAUGCUUCUGGCAUGAUAAAAUCAUGGAAUUAAAUCAGGGGUUUACAUUCAUGUAGAAUGUUGUUGUUGAAGUAUAUUCUACACCAUUUGUUAAACUUGAGAAAAUUUUAGCAUCUCUGAAUUUUUUUUUUGCCAGAAUCUUCAUGAUAUGUUUGUAUGAAUGUGUUAUUCGUAUACAAAGAAAAAGGUGAAUAUGUAUUUGUAUGAAUGUUUAACUGGAAAUGUUCUUGGAGUUGGCUAAUUUAUAUUCACUUUUUAUUGUAUAUAAUUUCUAAUAUUUUUCAUUUCUGUAACAUUUAAACUUCAUUUGAGUAAAUUUACUAAAUAUUUCUAUUUUUUUGCUUUUUCAAUUCUUAAUUUUAUAUGAAAUCUAAUUCUUUUUCACUACAUGUGUUCUGAAAAGUUCUAUACAUGUUUCAGAAUUGUUUACAAUUAAUGCUGACAUUGUACUUUAAGUUCCAACACAUUGCAUCACUACCUCCUCUAAUGGUUAGUAUGAAAUCCCAGCAAACUAUAUGCAAGUGGUUUUUGUUUUGUUUUAACCAUUUUUAGCAUUAGUGUACUCAAUUCUGGAAUACCUUAACAGUUCUGAAUUGUCCCUGUCUUAGAAUUGCUUUUGAAUAUCACUCCUGAUCCAUCCAUCAUCUUUCUUUAAAAGGCUUGCAAACUUCCAGAAGAGAUAAUCAAAUUUCUCCUCAUAUUCCAGUGUACAUCUUUAACAUUUUAACACUUAAACAGUGACUACUAAGAGGCCUCUUCAGCAUCUUUUCUUGCUGUGAAAAUAUUUAAAGUGUUACUUUUCACUGAAUUCUGGUUUUGUAUAGCUAUCAUUCCAGAUAGCUAUGUACUCCACAGGAUGGACAUUGCUUGUAGAAAUUGAUUAUUAUGUCCUCACUCCAGAUGACUGCAGUUUGUGACUAAGAGGUGAGGUAUGUAAGAAGUCCUUUUUCAGGAUGUGAGAAUUUCUUAACCUGCAUCAUCUCUGAAACCUUAAGACAGGAAAUACAGCCUGUGUUUCUUCUUAGUGCUUUUCUUUCCAUGGUCUUAUCGACCAUUUGGGCAGGUUAACAUGGUGUGGUGUGGUGCUCCUGAGACUAAGGAUUUAAGUCUGAUCCUUUUAAGUUCAUUAACUUUUCACAUGCAUGAAAUAAUUCCAUGGCUUCAGAUUGCACUUUCCCUUAGCAUCCAUCUAAUAAAUUUAAUGUGUGAUCUCAAAGGAUGUGGUGUGCAUAGUUUGCUUUCAUAGCUUACUUCUCAGAAAGAAUGAUUGAUUUGUAUGCUAGUAUAGAUUUCCAGUUUUGAGAAGAACAUAUUUAAAAUAAGAUCUCACAUACUUUGUAAUUUUUAGUUGCACAGUAUUAAAUAAUAUGGACCAAAUUAUUGACUAAACAGUGUCUUUUUUUUUAAAAAAAAUCAAAGCUCAAGUAAAUGAAGUAUCAAUAAAAAUUUAGUAAGAAACAGUGCUAUUGUUUUAACAGAAUAUCCCUAAGUGUUUGUCAUUUAUCCCUAAAUGUUUGCUGACGUUGAGUAAAAUGGCAUGCUCUGUUUUGUAUGCUCUGAACAAUGAAAGAAGCAGCCUUACAGGCUCAGUGGUUAAGAGCACUGGCUGCUCUUCCAGAAGUCCUCAGUUCAGUUGCCAGCAACCACGUGAUGGCUCACAACCAUCUAUAAUUAGAUCUGGUUCCCUCUUCUGGCACGCAGGCAUGCAUGCUGACAUACACUGUAUACAUAAUAAGUAAAUUUUAAAAAGAAGCAGCAGCAG
Microtus oregoni (creeping vole) is the source of this 3404-nucleotide messenger RNA. It is a transcript of the gene Katnbl1, whose product is annotated as katanin regulatory subunit B1 like 1. Lineage: Eukaryota; Metazoa; Chordata; Mammalia; Rodentia; Cricetidae. Gene Ontology annotation, molecular function: microtubule binding. The record is from RefSeq and is a predicted model, not a curated record. Gene Ontology annotation, cellular component: nucleolus. The coding region runs from base 143 to 1057 and encodes 304 amino acids. The transcript is spliced from 10 exons.